Penicillium robsamsonii is the source of this 2340-nucleotide messenger RNA. Its product is annotated as ubiquitin-specific protease UBP14. The transcript is spliced from 6 exons. The record is from RefSeq and is a predicted model, not a curated record. Lineage: Eukaryota; Fungi; Ascomycota; Eurotiomycetes; Eurotiales; Aspergillaceae. The coding region runs from base 1 to 2340 and encodes 779 amino acids. Gene Ontology annotation, molecular function: zinc ion binding; protein binding; cysteine-type deubiquitinase activity. Gene Ontology annotation, biological process: protein deubiquitination.
AUGGCCUCUUGCGUCCAUACCGAUGCUGCGGAUCUGAAUCCGCCAGGAUCCUCCCAGGCAGUUUAUCGAGAAGAUUGCACUCAGUGCUUUGAUUCUAUUGACGAUGAUGCCGGUCUAAACGUUUGUCUACAUUGCUUCAAUGGUGGAUGUGCUGGAAACAGAGACCAUGCCCUGCUUCACUACAAGAGAUUUGGUCAUUCACUGGCUUUGAACAUUCGAAGGACCCCUAAGAAAGUGCAGCGCGACGAGCCUCCCCCGAAGAUAUCAAAGCUUUCCAUCGCAGCUGAAACAGAAGAGGACAGGUAUGACAUUGCUACGUCAGUGGUCUGCUAUUCAUGCAACCAGAACAAUGUGGAUAAAGCCAGUGGCAAGCUUCCUGUUGUCAUCGAAGGUGUUAUGAACGCAAUGACUUUCUCGAAAAAGGAAGAAGUCAAAGCCUGGGAGCAAGAGUUUGUUCCUUGCGAGCAUACACUCUGUCUGGUUCAACAAGACAACACGCAAGCCACGUCAACGGAUUUGGGCCACUGCUCAGAGUGUGACAUGGGCGAGAACCUCUGGCUAUGUCUGGAAUGUGGGAACAAGGGUUGUGGGCGAAAUCAAUUCGGUGGAAGCAAGGGAAACUCCCAUGGGCUUACUCACGCAGACUCAACAUCACAUGCCGUGGCUGUCAAGCUCGGCUCUAUCACAGCAGAAGGCUCCGCUGAUGUCUACUGCUAUAAGUGCAACGAAGAAAGAGUAGACCCAGAACUGGCAACCCACCUUGCACACUGGGGAAUCUACUUGGCUGGACGUGAAAAGACGGAGAAGAGUCUGAUGGAAAUGCAGGUCGAGCACAAUCUCAAAUGGGAAUUUUCCAUGACAACCGAGGAUGGCCGGGAGCUGGCUCCAGUCUUUGGGCCUGCAUUUACAGGCCUGGCGAAUCUCGGAAACAGCUGCUAUCUCUCCAGUAUCAUGCAAUGCAUAUUUUCGGUAACCGGAUUUCGUGAGCGAUACUAUCAACUAUCAGAAGAACCACCACUCUGCCAAGCACCAGCACAGGACCUUGAGACACAAAUGCAAAAGCUUGCCGACGGUCUACUCUCAGGCCGGUAUUCCCAACCUGAUUCUCGCGCUAUGUUGUCCGCAGACAUCCCAGAAGUCGUUCAUCAGAAAGGUUUAGCACCAGCAAUGUUCAAGUAUCUUAUUGGGCAAGGUCAUGAGGAGUUCGCAACCAUGAGACAGCAAGAUGCAUUUGAAUUCCUUCUUCAUCUAUUCAAGUCGGUCGCCCUAUCGAAGCACACCAGUCCGCAGAUUAACCCGGUAGAGCACUUCCGCUUCCAAGUUGAGCAGCGUCUUCAGUGUUUGCAUUGCAAGAAAGUCCGUUAUAAAGUGGAUGAGCAGGACAACAUUUCGGUUGCUGUUCCUGCACGUCUUGCCACCACUUCUGACGAGACAGGAAAGAAAUAUGAGUCUGUGGAUUUGUUAGAGUGUCUAGACAUCUUUACUUCGGCGGAGGUCGUUGAGCUUACAUGCCCUGCUUGUGGCAGCCAAGAUGGUUUUUCGAAGCAGUCGUCUUUCAAAACAUUGCCUCGGGAAUUGGUGAUCAAUGCUCGUCGGUUUGAGCUCGUCAACUGGGUUCCUACAAAGUUGGAUAUCCCUGUGCAGGUCGACGAUAAGCCAUUAGACUUCAGCUCUUACCUUGCUGGUGAGCAUGAUGCGGGUGAGGAGUUACUUCCGGAUAUUGAAGAACCCACCGCAUUUGUCCCGAAUCCGGAAGCUCUUGGCCAACUCAUGGGCAUGGGGUUCCCUACUGUGAGGUGUGAGAAAGCUCUGCAUGCCACUGGUAAUUUAGAUCCGGAAACUGCCAUGAAUUGGCUAUUUGCCCACAUGGAAGAUCCGGACAUCGAUGAACCGCUGGCUCUUGAUCGAAUCGGCGCCUCUAGUUCUAGUGAGCAAGAUGCGACAAAAAUUGCCCAGCUAGGUGAUAUGGGAAUUGAGGCGUCUCGUGCCCAGCGAGCGUUGGCUGCGACCGAUGGCGAUGUUAACAGGGCAUUAGAUUGGGUUUUCACUCACCCGGAUGAUGUGGUGGAAAGGGAAACCCCGAGUGUCGACCACAGCGCACAGUCUCAUGAUGGCUCGGUUGGGCUCACCAGCGUACCUGCUCGCUAUGAAUUAAGGUCGAUUGUAUGCCACAAAGGCACAUCAGUUCAUGCAGGACAUUAUGUUGCCUUGAUUCGCAAACCAUUGACAGGUCAAGGUGACCUGUCAUGGGUGAUGUUCAAUGAUGAAAAGGUUGUCAAGUUCGAAGAUAUCGAAGCGAUGAAGAAGACCGCGUAUCUUUACUUCUUCACGCGGGUCUAG